Phyllostomus hastatus (greater spear-nosed bat) is the source of this 3507-nucleotide messenger RNA. RefSeq names its product G protein signaling modulator 1 (gene GPSM1). Bases 129 to 2147 code for a protein of 672 amino acids. The transcript is spliced from 14 exons. The record is from RefSeq and is a predicted model, not a curated record. Gene Ontology annotation, molecular function: GTPase regulator activity; protein binding. NCBI's taxonomy places the organism in Eukaryota, Metazoa, Chordata, Mammalia, Chiroptera, Phyllostomidae.
CGCCUCCGCCGGCGGGCCAGGCGGGCGGACAGUGGACGGAGGAGCGCGAACGGCGGACUGGGGACCGGUGGCAGGCGCUGGGCACUGCGAGCGAGGAGCGUGCACCCGGCCCUCGGAGACCCCGGCCCAUGGCCGGCCCGGCCCCGCCCGCCGCCGACGAGCUGCCCGGCCCGGCCCGGCGCCUCUACUCCAGGAUGGAGGCCUCGUGCCUGGAGCUGGCCCUGGAGGGCGAGCGUCUCUGCAAGGCCGGCGACUUCAAGGCGGGCGUGGCCUUCUUCGAGGCCGCGGUGCAGGUGGGCACCGAGGACCUGAAGACGCUGAGUGCCAUCUACAGCCAGCUGGGCAACGCCUACUUCUACCUGAAGGAGUACGCCCGGGCCCUGGAGUACCACCGCCACGACCUGCUGCUGGCCCGGACCAUUGGUGACCGCAUGGGGGAGGCCAAGGCCAGCGGGAACCUGGGCAACACGCUCAAGGUCCUGGGCCGCUUCGACGAGGCUAUCGUCUGCUGCCAGCGGCACCUGGACAUCGCCCAGGAGCAGGGGGACAAGGUCGGGGAGGCCCGGGCCCUCUACAACAUCGGGAACGUGUACCACGCCAAGGGCAAGCAGCUGUCCUGGAGCGCCGUGCAGGACCCCGGGCACCUGCCGCCGGACGUUCGAGAGACGCUGCGCAGGGCCUCCGAGUUCUACGAGAGGAACCUGUCCCUGGUGAAGGAGCUGGGCGACCGGGCAGCCCAGGGCAGGGCCUACGGCAACCUGGGCAACACCCACUACCUGCUGGGGAGCUUCGUGGAGGCCACGGCCUUCCACAAGGAGCGCCUGGCCAUCGCGAAGGAAUUUGGGGACAAGGCAGCCGAGCGGAGGGCCUACAGCAACCUGGGGAACGCCCACGUCUUCCUGGGGCGCUUCGACGUGGCUGCCGAGUACUACAAGAAGACGCUGCAGCUGUCCCGGCAGCUGAGGGACGCGGCGGUGGAGGCGCAGGCCUGCUACAGCCUGGGCAACACCUACACGCUGCUGCAGGACCACGAGCGCGCCGCGGAAUACCACCUGCGGCACCUGCUCAUCGCCCAGGAGCUGGCCGACAGAGUGGGCGAGGCCCGGGCCUGCUGGAGCCUGGGGAAUGCCUACGUGUCCAUGGGGAGCCCGGCGCAGGCCCUGACCUUCGCCAGAAAGCACCUGGAGAUCUCCCAAGAGAUCGGGGACCGGAACGGGGAGCUCACGGCCCGCAUGAACGUGGCGCAGCUGCAGCUGGUGCUGGGCCGGCUGACCAGCCCGGCGGCCGCCGAGAAGCCAGACCUGGCCGGCUACGAGGCCCAGGGGGCCCGGCCCAAGAGGACGCAGAGGCUGACCGCGGAGACCUGGGACCUGCUGAGGCUCCCCCCAGAGCGGGAGCAGAAUGGGGACAGCCACCACUCCGGGGACUGGCGGGGGCCCGGCAGGGACCUGCUCCCCCUCCCCAUGAGGAGCAGGAAGUACCAGGAAGGUCCCGACGCCGCUGAGAGGAGGCCCCGGGAGGGCGGCCACUCCCCCCUGGACAGUGCGGACGUCCGGGUGCAGGUCCCUCGCACGAGCGUCCCCCGGGCCCCCUCCUCUGACGAGGAGUGCUUCUUCGACCUGCUAAGCAAGUUCCAGCGCAGCCGCAUGGACGACCAGCGCUGUCCGCUGGAGGAGGGCCAGCCUGGGGCCGCUGAAGCCACGGCCUCCCCCACCCUGGAGGAGAGGGUUGCCCGGCCCCCGCUGACGGCCUCCCCCCAGACGGAGGAGCUCUUCGACCUCAUUGCCAGCUCCCAGAGCCGGCGGCUGGACGACCAGCGGGCCAGCGUGGGCGGCCUCCCCGGGCUGCGCGUCACCCGCAACAACCUGGGCCACCUGCGCGGCGAUGGGGACCCCCAGGAGCCCGGGGACGAGUUCUUCAACAUGCUCAUCAAGUGCCAGUCCUCCAGGAUCGAUGACCAGCGCUGCCCGCCACCCGACGGGCUGCCCCGCGGCCCCACCAUGCCGGACGAGGACUUCUUCAGCCUCAUCCAGAGGGUGCAGGCCAAGCGGAUGGAUGAGCAGCGGGUGGACCUCGCCGGCAGCCCCGAGCAGGAGGCGGGCGGGCCGCCCGAGCAGAGGCCGCAGUGCCAGCCCGGCACCGGCUAAGGCCUCGCGCCCCCCGCCGAGCCCGCCCCGCCCCACUCCUGGGUGCCCGGGGGAGCGGCUGGAAUCGUCCGGGACGCCCACGGCCAAGGCCGUGGCCGAGGGCAGGCUCUGAGCCCCCCCGCCCUUCCCACUGAGCUGGACGCUGGGCACGCCGCCCCUGACGGCGUCCCCCUCCCCGGGGUGGCGGGCUGGGCCGGGGCUGGCGUUUGGGGAAAGGCACUCUGUCCUGGGCCGGCCCCACGUGACAUGGUACACAGCUCCCUGCAGGCCUGCCCGGCCCGGCCCGGCCCUCCCCCCUGCCUGUGCCCCCCCUCCCCUCCUCCGCCGCCACCCCGGGCCUUCAGCCUGGCGGCCCUGACCGAGGUGCUGUCGAGACUUCCUGCCCCUUGCGCCCGCCCCCGCCGCCCGGUCCUGCCUGGCCAAAUGUGAAAGCCCUGUUGCCCCACCACACCCCCGAGGCUCUCCGCAGACUUCCUGGGGCCACCGGCGACACAGGUCUCCGUUCUCCCACGGCUGUUGCCGGGAAGGCUCAGCGCUGACAUGCUCACUCCGGGCCCGGCCCCUCGCCUCCCCCAGAGGGCCCCUCCCUCCCCCCUUCCCUCCUACCCAGACCAGAGGAGGGGGAACAGGAAGGCACCCCAGACUGCCUGCAGCAGAGGCAGGCUCCCAGGGCCCCCGGCCCCUCAGUCCUGAGCAGGCAGGGGCCCCGAGGGGGAGGGGGAAAGCAGGACAUUCCUCAGCUCCAAGCUCCGAGGUCCGGCAACAACGGGACCUGGUUCUGGGAGGGCCGCCCCUGCCAGGACGGUGAUGGCACGAGGGGUCCACAUGGCAGCCGUGGGCAGUGUGGGGUCGGCAGGGCCGGCUGGCUCGGCUCCACCCUGGGCGCCCUAGAGAGGACCCAGCUCUCCCUGCCACCAGCUAGGGCUGUGACAUCCCUGCUUCUCCCAUACGUGGGGUGGAUGUGGUCCCUGAACAUCCAGGUCGGCUGCAGGACUGGGCAGCAGACAGGCCGCCUGGGGACAGUGGCCAGCAGCUCCUGGCCACCCACAGCGCCCCCCCUUGUCCACAGCCCAGGCCGAGCCUCAGCUCCACAGCCGCCAGGGCACCGCCUCCUCCUGUGGGCGGCAGCUGGCCGGACCCGCUCGGAGCACACAGCCUGCAGCCCUGGGUGAGGGGCCCCCGAGGGCGGGGCGGGCAGGUGUGGGGUCCGGCCGCAGGGCACAGGCUCCCGCUCGGCCGCCCGAGUACUUGAAUGUACAUGUGUAUUUAUUGCCCUCGCGUGUUUGCCACGUCGUGCGUGGGUCCUUCCGACCCAAGAGGUACAUUUGUUUUUCUGGAAAAAAUAAAGUCUGCCAAGUGA